This is a messenger RNA of Pedinophyceae sp. YPF-701, 1059 nucleotides long. The record is from the annotation of a GenBank genome assembly. NCBI's taxonomy places the organism in Eukaryota, Viridiplantae, Chlorophyta, Pedinophyceae.
AUGCGCACGGCCGCAACAAUGCGGCCCCAGGUGGCCCCGACCGACGCCCUCACUGCGUACGAGCGGAGGAGGGAGGAGAAGAUCCGCGCGAACAUGAGUCGGAUGAGCUCGCUGGGGGUGCAGGCGGCCGCAGCGGGGGUGCGCGACGCGGGCGAAGGCAAGGGGCGCAAAACGGGCGCGAAACGGCCCGCCGAGGACGCGCCCGCGGACGGCCCUCCGCGUCGAAGCUCCCGCGUCAAGGCCCCGACGUCCUACAAGGAGCAGACGGACGACGAGUUCUUUGCGGCGGCCGCGGCGGCAGCGGCCGAGCAAGGCACCGGCGCGGUCGCGGCCGUGGCCAUCGACCGGUACGCGCCCGGGGCCGCGGAAAAGGCCCUCCCGCCGAUCCCCGCGGACGACUCCUGCGCCGUGCCGCGCGACUCCGAGGGCCGGCUCGUCUUCAAGGACCACCCGGAGUUCCGUCCCAACCUGACGCCGCAACAGUGCAUUCGCGCGGGCGUGUUCGGGGGCAUCUACUUCCACCCGCGCGGCGGACGGCCGGGGAUCCUCGGGCACUCCGUGGACGUGACGCACGAGGAGUUUCCGCGGGAGUGGUUCCAGGACGCGCAGGGAAAGCCUCUCCCGGAGUCGUCGUACCGCAACCGGCGGUAUGAGGCGUCGAACAACCGGUACGGCGUCAAGGCCGGGCAGGACCAGGCGUUCUGGGAAGACAAGGGCUGGAUCCAUCCGCAGGACCCGCGCGGGUGGUUCCAGUGGUACUGCAGGUUCUACCAGGGCCGUCGCACGGAGGACGACGAGCGGCAAAUCGGGCGGUGGGCCGGCGUGGCCGGCGACAAGGGCCGCUGGCGGCGCAACCUGGUGGGCAAGAUCGUGCGCGCGAACAAGCCGUUCGACGACGCGUCCGUGUCGCCCGUGGUGCGCCAGACGCUGCUGCACUGGGCGUACGACCUGACGGCAAACGACUUCGUCGCCAUGGCCAAGCCGAUGGUGUCGAACGCGGAGGAGCUGGCGCAGGCGGCGCGGAAACGGCAAGAGGAGCGCGAGGGAGGGGCGGACUAG